AUACCUUUGACGGUAAAAAUUUCAACACGUCGCUGGCACGACUAAGCCUAGUAAUGUUCGUUUCUCUCUUAUGGAUUUACAGAUAUAAUUAUUCACAUACUUUUCCCAUAUUUUCUACCAUCGUCUUAUUUAUUUUUACCGUUUUUAUCGGCAUAAUUAUAUUCCACAAUCAUAUAAUAUUAAUUAUUAACAUCUUAUUACAAAUAAUAAUAACGAUCUACCAAAUGAUUAAAUACUCCUUUAAAAAAAUAUAUGACCAUAUUAACAAGAAAGUCCAAAACUAUUAUAAAAAUAGGAAAGGAAAGGAAACCAAAAAAAUUAAAUAA
Molecule: messenger RNA, 326 nt
Organism: Plasmodium reichenowi
Lineage: Eukaryota; Apicomplexa; Aconoidasida; Haemosporida; Plasmodiidae
Exons: 1
Molecular function (GO): protein binding
Source: RefSeq, a predicted model, not a curated record